Notolabrus celidotus (New Zealand spotty) is the source of this 1479-nucleotide messenger RNA. RefSeq names its product vascular endothelial growth factor Aa (gene vegfaa). Gene Ontology annotation, biological process: vascular endothelial growth factor signaling pathway; induction of positive chemotaxis; sprouting angiogenesis. The record is from RefSeq and is a predicted model, not a curated record. Gene Ontology annotation, cellular component: membrane. Gene Ontology annotation, molecular function: vascular endothelial growth factor receptor 1 binding; growth factor activity; chemoattractant activity. The transcript has 7 exons. The coding region runs from base 552 to 1118 and encodes 188 amino acids. Lineage: Eukaryota; Metazoa; Chordata; Actinopteri; Labriformes; Labridae.
CAAGAGGAGCAGAGACACGCAGACCGGGAGGAACGAGCCGCAGAUCCAGGACGAGCUGCCGAGGAAGACCCGAGGCAGUGAACCAGAAACACACGAAGAAAAAAACGGGAUCACUUGAUAAUACCGGCAUACCCCUCCACACACCCAGAAACACACACACAGGCACACAGACGGUGACGGUGCGGGAUCCAGGAGCGUCAGACACACCGGUGCGUAAAGUUGCCCCCGCGCUCGCUCUGAGGACAUAACCCGGGAGGUUCUGGUGGGAUCGUGGUGUUCCUGGGCUACGGGUCGGAUCUGGAUUGUACAGCCCAUCAUAAAGUCUUUGUCUGUGGAUGGUAAGGCUUCACGCGGAGCUCUGCCCGGACUCACUGUGAACGUGCCACAAGCGCGUGGGAGAAAUGGAUCUGCUUUUGCUAUAGCCAAGAUUUGCCGCGGUUUUUUAAAGUAUUCCUUCUUCCUCUUCUGACUGUCUGUUGUUUGUUGCUGUCAGAUUUUUCACUGCUGGACGAGCGCAGAGAUUUCAGGACUCCUCGUGCGUUGUUACAACCAUGAACUGUGUUUUCACUUUGGUACAAAUCCUUUUGGCAGCGGUUCACCUAUCCACUGUAAAGACCGCCAGCAUUAACAAAGGAUUGGACAAGAGCAAGAAUGAGGUCAUUCCUCUCACUGAGGUCAUCACGAAGAGCAUGUGUCAGCCCCGCGAGCUGCUGGUCGACAUCUUCACGGAGUACCCAGAGGACACAGAGCACACGUAUGUCCCGUCCUGCGUCGUUCUCAGCCGCUGCGGGGGCUGCUGCAACGACGAGGCCAUGGAGUGUGUUCCCACGGAAACACAAAACGUCACACUUCAGGUGAUGCGCUUAAGACCGAUGGUGACGCAACACACCAUACAACUCAGCUUCACGGAACAUCAGAAGUGUGAAUGCAGACUGAAGUCAGACAUCCUUGUAAAGAAAGAAUACCACUGUGUGCCUUGCUCAGAGAGGAGGAAGCGCUUGUUUUUGCAGGAUCCUCUCACCUGUAAAUGUUCCUGCAAAUUCACACAGUUAGACUGCAAGUCACGGCAGCUUGAGUUAAACGAGAGAACUUGCAGAUGUGAGCGCCCCCGGAGGUGAGACCGCCACACUGUAAUGAAGGAACCUUUUCUCUGCACAGCACUUUGAAAUGUGACGAUGCAUUCCUGCAAAGACACAAAACGAGGACGAGAGAGAGACUGUGAGGACUCUCUGCUGUCUGAACAUUUUAAUAUUUAUGUAUAUAUACACCGACAAUGUGUACCGCUGCUACCACAACACCACUAUUUAAAGCCAACGAGUGCGCCGCCCGCCGGCGUGUGAACGGAAACUGUUCAUCUAUGGAAGAAAUAUUUUAUUUAGUGUAACUGUUCACUGGAUGCUGGACGCUGCAGGGAGCAAAGAUACUUCCCAACAAAGAGACACUCCAUGCAGCUGAAGACGACACGCCUCCCAUACCUGA